Rhipicephalus sanguineus (brown dog tick) is the source of this 4736-nucleotide messenger RNA. RefSeq names its product tudor domain-containing protein 7B. Gene Ontology annotation, biological process: spermatogenesis. NCBI's taxonomy places the organism in Eukaryota, Metazoa, Arthropoda, Arachnida, Ixodida, Ixodidae. The record is from RefSeq and is a predicted model, not a curated record. The transcript has 23 exons. Bases 313 to 3681 code for a protein of 1122 amino acids.
AGCCGCUCCAAUGUCCGAAUGCUGUCGUUUUGUGGCGCGUGCAGCAGUAGAACUGGUAGAACUUUGCGGUAAUCGCAGUACGUGGGAAUCACCCUCGCUUUCUGCAGCGUAAUCAUCAUCUUAAUUUUUAGCACACGUAAUCGGUCAGGCGAAGCGAGCGCGCGCUCUUACACGACGGCUGCGUUUAGAACGUUCUUUUUCUCUCCGAGCGUUUUCUCACGCCCGCUGCCCCAAAGAACGCGCGAACAUUGGAGGGUCUACCUUUCUCCUGCCGUUUAUCACCUUUACGGUUGAUAUAUUGACCUAAGCGAAAUGGGGACGGAAUCAAUGGAAGACGUCGGGACGAUACUGCGUUCCAUCCUGACUAGCGAGAAGUCGGGCAUACUGUUGCGCUACCUUGACAAUGAAUACAGGACUCUUACGGGAACACGCAUCCCUUAUAGGCAACUCGGAUAUAGCACCUUGGAAGAAUACCUUCACAGCAUCCCUGAUGUUGUCAGGUUAAGCAGGAAUGCAGAAGGAAACACUGUGGUGACAGUGGUUGUCACCGAAUCCACGGCACACGUUGCUGAGAUGGUCAGAGGUCAGAAGUCAGCCAAGCCAAGACCUGUGGCAAAAAAGACAUAUCGGCGGCCUACAGGUCCACAUAAUGCCGGGUACCGGCCUAAUUACCUGCUUUCUAAGCUCACACGGUCACGACCACUGCCUGCACCGUCAGGAGACAAGCGGAGACCAGGUUACGAGCUGUACCAUCCUCCACAACACAGAACAACCUUUGGUACAACAGCGAAGUCUCCACAAAAGUCUUACGGCUGGUCUAGGUUGGCUGACGGAGCCAGCAAUGCGAACGGCAUGCUCAACUACGCUGAUCACUGGCCCUGUGCGCCUCCGUUCAUUUUUGUGCCGCUCUACGUAUUGCAUUCAACGCUCCAUCCAGCGUACUUUUUUCCCGCCACACGAAGUUCCUUCUCGAGUUACCAGCCACAGUCAACAUACCAGACUCCUCCAAGGUUCCAAAAGCCUGCCCUACUGUCUACCAGUGGUAGACGCAGUCCAAACAAGAGCGGCGAUACUUGGAGCAAGAGGAGUGAGCCCGUUGCUGCUACUACUCCUGUAACGACGCGGCAGCCAUCAACCAUUAGCACUUUCAAGCAGCCCGAAGACAAGCCCAGUAGCUGGCAGGAGCUGGACAGCAGCUGGUCUAAGAGCACCUUCAAGCAUUCAACCAGGAGUGCUGCCGAAUUCUGGGAAUUCGGUGCUGGAGACAGCGGCAAGCAGUCGUCAACCACAUCACAGACAACUGCCGGUGAGGCUAGCGGUGCAGGAGGAGACGCUGCUGCUGCUCCUAACAUCAAGACAGCGUCACCAGCUGUCUGUGCAGAACCGGCUCGGCCAGUGGCAACAGCGACGGCCACCAAAAGCCUUGGCUGGUCUGACAGACUAGGGUCCAGUACAACAACAUCGAUGACAUCUGCAGAACUCCAAAAGCCCAUCAGCACGAUCAGUACAGUCUCUGAAAGGCCAAGCACGCUCGCCGAGCGGAAGCCCACUGUCAAACCAGACCAGCCCCGGUUCGACCCGUUCAGGCAGUCAAUUUCCCUGGACGAGAUCCCAAUGCCGUCACCUGAGCACGCGGCGGCGGCAGCAGUUGCAGCAGCAGCAGCGAUGCCAAGUUUGCUGCCAAGUCCCACAUUGCCUUCGCCUGCUCCAAAAGAGCUCGGCAUUUCACUGGGGUCUCGGGAACCCACCGCCACCAUGGUGUCCCCACUUUCACCCUUACCAUCUGCUAACUCAUCUUCCGCACCAUCAGUUAAGCAGCCACUAGUGCCCGCACCAUCGGGGCCCUUGAGCAAGCCUCGACCGCCUGAAGAGGAAGAGUACGAGAAACCAGUAAGAGGCGAACAUUUCACUGUGGACGACAUGGACAUCCCACAGACGCCGAACUGCCUGCUCGUACACUCGUAUGCGCGCCGUGAGGGAAUCCUGUAUUCCUAUAGCACCAUGCAGGACAGGAGCAAGCGCAGGAAGGGCCCCCCAUUCUGGCUGGCCACACUGCGGCUUGGGGAACGCAAGUUUCCAUCGUAUCCCGCAGAAAAACCAACUCAGGAGGAGGCCAAGGAGGCUGCUGCAGCACGAGCCGUCUCGGAGCUCGGGCUCCACCAGUCAGCUGCAGUGGUUACUCAUCCUGUGACUCCUGCCUCAACACCCGAAGAAAUAGCAGUCUUGGUGCGCCGUUUAACAAGUCUCGUGCUAAGUAAACCGCAUGGAGUCCUCAAGGAAGGGGUGGAGCCUCUGUACAAACAAAAUUACUCUGAACAGCUUCCAGGGAACUGGUUUGAGCACCUUGUGAAGUCCAAUGCCGUUCACGUGGAGAGAGGGAACCGCUGCAUUCUCUACCCACUUGGGGGUAAGGCUAACUCUACGACAUCGCAGUCAGCGCCCGUCCAGGAACCCGUGCAGAAUGGCCACACAUUAUCCAGUGGCUCAACCGGCUCCCCGAGCAGUUCCACUGGUGAACCGUCCAUUGUCACCGAGUAUGUUGAUGUGUUCGUGUCCUGCGUAGCGAGCACUGCCAGCGUGUGCUUCCGGUUUGUCGAAUAUGAAGAAGAGUACAGUAAACUGCUCGAAGAGAUGGCUGCAUUUUUCAAAGGUGGGGCAUCUGCCAGACAAGUCGUCGGUUCGCCCGAGGUGGCCAAGCUGUACGCCACUUGUCACAAUGGUCGAUGGCUGCGAGUGCAGCCACUCAAGAAUGCCGAGAAAGGAAAGGUGGAGUGCUGUUUUGUUGACGAGGGAAACAGCAGCCUCAUCCGGGUAGAUCAUCUGUGGGAGCUGCCUGAGCACUAUACGGAGCUUGCCCAUCAGGCAAUUGAAUGUGAACUGGAUGGGCUGGUUGAGUAUGCAGACUAUGACGGUGUGGUUGACAUCCUCAGUGAAUUACUUCUGGGGAAGACUUUGGUUGCUGAGGUCCUACAGAGGGAAGAUCCAGUCUCUGUAAUCCUGUUUGACACAUGGGGAACUGAGGACAUCAACCUGAACCAUGUAGUGUUCUUAAGCUUGAUGACACCACGGCUGCCUGAGAAGGGCUGUGUGGGACGGUGCUAUCUGUGCCACGUUACCCCCACUGGCACGGUGUGGGUGCAAGUUGUGGGACCAGGACUUGAGACACUCAAUAACAUCAUGACGGCCUUCAAUGACUACUGCAAGGGUACUGAUUCAAUGACUGACGACCCUGUGACGAGCAGGAUGUAUGGCUGUCAAAGCCGAAGGGACAAUGCCUUCUUCCGAGCUGUGCUGAUCUCACCCGAGCCGCUUCCUUCAGGAGAGUUCAAAGUGCGGCAUGUGGACUGUGGCUAUGAAGAGAAAGCCUACAUUGCGGAGCUCAGAAACGUUGACAGCCUGGGAGACUUUGUUCUUCGCUUACCAUUUCAGGCUGUGCCAUGCCAAAUGCGAGGCCUUACGAAAGAGGACGGCUUCUACUGGUCCGCAGAUGUUGCGACCCAAGUGCUUUCUCUCUCUGGAGAUUCCCAUGCAGAACUUCUCAUCCGCGUGACCAAAGCAGGGACAGACAAGGAGGAGCCUGUAGUGGAGCUCUUCAGGAGAAACAAGGAGGGCCAACUGAAGUCCAUCAAUAACACUGUCAUUGAAACACUGAAGCAAACCCGGUGUCCUGGUUUGCACUAGUCAGGCACCUACUCAUCUGCCUCAAGGUUGGGUGAACUUCAAGCCAGUGUAUCAACAUGAAGCUCAGCUGCCCUCAAGAACUUUGAUUUUUUUUCUUAAAUGGGAAUAGUUGUGCUCUUUUUUUUUUUUUCAUAUUCACUUCACAUAGCUUAGAGCUUAUGUUUGUUAGCAGUGCAUGUCAGAGACCCUUCACUCCAUGUCAGAGGGUGCUGCCUCAGUUUCGCACAGAGCUUAACCAUUGUUGUCAGUUGUAGCUAGCCACAAUGUUUUUAGCCUUUGUGGCGGGCCUGUGGCUUUGCUCCUGUUAAGUUUUGAGGCCUCAGUAUUGUUUUUGUGUCAACGCACCUUUUAAUAUAAGGUCACAGGUAUAGAAUUCCUCUGGUUGCUUCCGUAUGCAUCUAGCCCAGGACCUUGUCAUUGGGAUGUCAGUGCUCUUCUAGUUUUUUUUUUUUUGUUAGCUUUUUUUUUCAGCCAGCACUUUUGUAGUAAUGCAGUGACACAUUCCCAUAUUGUAAGCAUUUUGUGAUCUUUACCUUGUCCCAUAGUGUGACCACAUUUGUUAGUGGUAGUGUUACCGCAUUUGUUGAUCCUUAUCGUUGUUGUCUAGUAAAGUGUUGGAGAUAAUUUGCUGCCCUGUUUUUAUUGCCCUGACAACAGAGUGCAGGAUUUUGUGAUAUGCUGACAAAAAUGUCAAUAAAAGCAUUCUCUAACAUGACAUGGUAGUAGUGGUAAUAUUGUUUGAGAUCUUGUACUAUGUAAAAGCAAUGCAAGUGUGGUGUGCUUUGAGGGACUGAUCCUUCAACAUGAUGCUCUUCUUUUUUUUUUUUUUUUCUUGCUGCAUUUGUAGCCAUUAGUCUUGUUCAAAGUACAAACAUUAGAAGCACCUAUGUAGAAGUCACAUUGCUUCUCUUUCUUUCUCUCCUUUUUUUUUUUCUUAGGUACAUAUUACUGAAAUCCCCCCUCUCACCAUUGUUUUCCCAGAGGUCUGAUAGUUGUUUCACAUGGAUGCAAACUUUAUUUCGUUGACUCAAAUAAACUAAAAGACUUCUGUUGGC